Rotaria sp. Silwood1 is the source of this 285-nucleotide messenger RNA. NCBI's taxonomy places the organism in Eukaryota, Metazoa, Rotifera, Eurotatoria, Philodinida, Philodinidae. The record is from the annotation of a GenBank genome assembly.
AUGGAUCUUGAAUGUCUUACUAUGUUUGAAAUAGAUGUAUCUAAUGAACGUGAUUCUCUUGAAGAAGAUCCAGAUGAUGAAUUAGAAUUUAAACGUUUGUAUGAUGAAGCAUUAAAAAAAAAUUUAAAACUUAAACAAGAAUUGAAAACAUUAAAAGAAUAUCAUCUAAUGAAUUCGUCAUGGGUAUGUGAAUUUUGUACUACGCUUAAUGAAUCUUAUAUUAAAACAUCAUGUGAUGUAUGUAAAAUAUGUGAAAGUGCAAGUCCAUUGAAACGUGGUAAAUAA